GUUUUAAACCUUAAAGUUUAGGCAACCUGACUAAAAGUCUUAAAUUUUCUGAUGCAAAGGCUCUGCGUUGCUGUUCGUAAGUUACGAAACCGGGGCCUAAAGCAACGCCCGGGCAAUUACUGUGCCCUGGAAGACAGGGGCCUGAGGGAGAAAACCCAAUUAUACCGUCUUGUAACUAAUAAAACUUACUUCUGAGACAUGUAUAAUGAUUGAUCCAGAGGCUUAGUCAUCGUUCUGUUUAAGCUGCCUGUUGCGGCCCUCUUAGAAGUGGGUAAGUUGGAUUUGUUUACCUGAGAAGAUGAGCAAACAGAAACCAGGACAAAUCUGCUCAACAGAAAUGAAGUUCACUUUCCGAGAAAAUGGAAGGCUGCUAGGGAAGUACCUGGACGUGCUCUUAAGCGGCAGGAGUGGACUGAGGAUACUUUUUCCACUUUGUGGUAAAGCAGUAGACAUGAAAAGGCUGGCCGACUUGGGACACAGCAUCGUCGGCGUGGACAUCAGCGAGCAAGCGCUGAAGGAGUUUUUUGCAGAUCAGAGUCUGUCUUAUUGCGAGGAGCCAGUCCCAGGGAUUGCAGGAGCAAAAAAGUUGCAGAGUACCUCUGGAAACAUCUGUCUGUACUGCUGCAGCAUUUAUGAUUUGUCAAGUGCGAUUGUUGGCAAGUUUGAUGGGGUUUGGGACAGAGGAGCUCUAGUGGCUGUGAAUCCAUGCGACAGACAACGCUAUGCCAGUUUGAUGAUCUCCCUAAUGGAGAAAAAUUCUUCUUAUCUACUCGUGACUGUUUUAUACGAUCCAAACAAACACAAAGGCCCACCGUUCUAUGUUCCUGAAUCUGAAGUUAAAAGCUUGUUUGGCAACCACUGUGAAAUUAAGCUUCUCGAAAAAGUCAGUGACUUCUCAGAUAGACACAGGCAAUGGGGACUAGACUAUUUUCUGGAGGUUCUGUAUAUACUAAAGUUUGUAGCUUGAUUAAAAUCCAUUAAAACAUCUUACCUCC
Oxyura jamaicensis (ruddy duck) is the source of this 995-nucleotide messenger RNA. RefSeq names its product thiopurine S-methyltransferase (gene TPMT). Gene Ontology annotation, molecular function: thiopurine S-methyltransferase activity. The record is from RefSeq and is a predicted model, not a curated record. The transcript has 8 exons. NCBI's taxonomy places the organism in Eukaryota, Metazoa, Chordata, Aves, Anseriformes, Anatidae. Bases 299 to 967 code for a protein of 222 amino acids.